AUGAGUGGCACAUACCGAACGCCGUCUCCGAUGAGGGGUGUGGAUCACAGGCCCGGCAAGUCAAUGGCUGCUUCGUCAGACUUCCUUACUUUGACUAACAGCCCCUCCAUGUCGCCCAUGACCGGUCUUUCGGAACCGUCUACACCUACCAGGAAACGCCUCCAAAUUGGUUGGCAUGGACUACUAUCUCCGCAGACGCCGACCGUCACAGAUCCAAGAUGUGCAUCGAACGACACGGUUGAGGCGGGCAACACCAAGACUGCGCAGGACAUCAGCAAUGAGACGCAAGCAUCGAACGCUGUCCUCAUGUCGGGCAGCACCCAACAAAAGAUCGUGCCAAUUCCUGCCCCUCAACUCGCUAUCGUGCCUCCCAAGAAAAAGGUAAAGGCCUCCGCGACACUUACAGAUGCAAUUGCAUCUACAUCCGCAUCUACACUGGCGAUUGUGUCUGCGCCAUCGCUCACGUUCUCCGAUGCCACCGCAUCCCCGUUCAAUGUCGCACUGUCUCCGUCCGACGUUCUUCUUGAGUUGCACUCAUCCGAGUGGCAGCUACAGUAUCCGCCUGGGGGGAGCACUCACCCGUCAUAUCCUUGGCCGAUGAUGGAUCCUCGCCUGGUGUUCAAGUCACACUUCGUUCCAAUUAAUGACGGCUUACCCGAUAUAUCGCAAGCACCAGCUUUGUUCCUUCCGAUCGGCUGGAAACACGUAUCCUGGUCUGGCCUGCUUCCAGUGGUUUUCGAUCCUUAUCGGCAGGGAUUCAAGCUGACGCCUGUUGGCCCAAUGCCGUUGACGUGUGAGGAGCUACAGCAGGGUGGCUUGUAUCGAUAUGUUCCCGGUGGCGACCUACACCCAGAGUUUGGACUACUUCCUGAGCUCUCAGCCAUCAGCGACGGCUCUGACGCUGAAUUCAUCAACUUCGAAGGAAUGGAUUGGGAAUUACCAUGGUCUGCACAGGAUUUGACAUUGGCUUUGCAGGCUGAUUUCGAGCAUGCGGCGUCCAGUCUCAAACACAACGACUCCGCUUCGCCCGUAUAUGUAUCGCCACCUACUACCUCAUGGGUCGAAGCGCGCGAUUGUCCUGAUAACAUCAUCGACAUCGAAGAUGCGUGGCGAUGGCUGAUGGAGAAAGAACAGAAGUCCGACAAGGUCUUUACUCCCUCGCCAGGCAAGACUUGGUGGGGUUCCGGUGUUGGGAUUACCUCUCGUCUACAGAAAGCACCCAUCCCUAGUCUCAUGUCUAGUACGCUGGCGAAUAUCAUGGAGGAUCCGAUUGGAUACCUGGGGAAGCAGAAUGGCCGUGAAUUCUGCCCAUUCAAGAGCGUCGCGACUCCUGUCCAUGUCGACAUCACGUUGCUAAGAGACACCGAAUUCACACUCAUGGAAUUUCUCUGCUAUUUUCCAAGCCACUUUGCGUGGCGCAAAGGCGCGGAUCGACUCGCCAACUCUGGCAUGACUGCACUUAAUGUUGUGAGUACUUUGGACAUGACCCGAGGCCUACCAGGCGACGGAACCCCCUCAAAGACUACUAUCGACAAGUACAUGUGGUCAGAACCCGAGACUCCAGAGAGCAAGAAGAGGGUUAAGAUUGUGCGUUCAGGGACCGAGAUGACGACCUAUACAGCUGAGGACUGGGCAUACACCACAUGGGAGACAUCUGACUAUCCCCUGCUUGGCCUCGCACACGGUCUGCUUGAACUCCCAACUGGGGUGGACGCUGGACCCAUCACUGCGUUGAUUCACUGGUGCCGCAGCAACGGACGUUAUACUGCUAUGUUGAGCGACGUGCCUAGUCUUCUCCAGGAAGCGAACAUCGAGCCGCUCAUUGAACCUGGUGAUACUGGUUGUCCCGACAAGGAUGUCGUCGUGCGACUUGCGGAGCCGCUGAAGGAAGAUCGGAGGCGAGUCCUGAGAAGUAUGGCCGAGAAGAAACGUCAGCUGGAGGACGGCGAAGGAAAGAAGAGUAGGAAGAGGAAGUUUGAGUAG
Molecule: messenger RNA, 1983 nt
Organism: Dothidotthia symphoricarpi CBS 119687
Lineage: Eukaryota; Fungi; Ascomycota; Dothideomycetes; Pleosporales; Dothidotthiaceae
Exons: 3
Coding region: 1-1983 (660 amino acids)
Source: RefSeq, a predicted model, not a curated record